Messenger RNA from Rotaria sp. Silwood1, 1189 nucleotides. The record is from the annotation of a GenBank genome assembly. NCBI's taxonomy places the organism in Eukaryota, Metazoa, Rotifera, Eurotatoria, Philodinida, Philodinidae.
AUGAAAUGGGUGGAAGGUGCAAAACAAGGCAUUGCCGUGGCUGGUGGUCAAGGAUAUGGAAAUGGUCUUACACAAUUGUCUUGUCCUCAAGGAGUCGUUGUCAAUCAAUUGGGCACUGCCUAUGUGGCUGAUCGAUGGAAUGAUCGAAUCAUGCGUUGGCCCAAAGGAGUCACACAAGGAAGUGUCAUUGUUGGUGGAAACGGUGAAGGAGGACAAUCCAACCAACUCAAUUGGCCCUUCGGUUUGUCAUUCGAUCGACACGGUAAUCUCUAUGUCGCCGAUUAUGGAAAUCAUCGAGUACAAAAAUUCAAUAUCGAAUUCAAGAGCGCCAAAGAGAUAUGCAGAGUUGAUCUCGGUGUGGGUACAUUGAGGUUAAAAGAAAAACCUACCCCCUAAUCGCUUUAAUUUUCGUUCUGUUUUGGAAAACAUUACGAAUUUGAAUUGUCUUCGAAAGCUAAGUUGUAAUAAUUUGGUAACACACUUUUCCAAUUUAUGAAACGGCAUUCUUGGGGGAUAUACAAUGAAUUUAUAGUGCCCACGAAAACUGAGCCAGAUAUAAGGAGUUAUUUUCGGUCUAAAGUAAACGUUUUUCAUCCUGAAUUUUGUUAAUUACCAUUCUGAAUUAAUUGUAGUGCAGUAUCAUAUAGAAUGCUAAAUAGCCAGUAAUAUUCAGGUCACAUUUUCAUUAGAAAAAUUUGGAAGAUUCAGAGGUGUUGCCAAUGUCUCAUCACAUACUAACACCGGAAACUGCUCUAAUAUUCAAAUAUUAAUAAAUCUGAAAUGAGAAUUUUAAUAUCAGAAAUGAAUACCUUAAACACACUGUGCCUUCUAGUCUGUAAUAGGAAUGUUUUCUGGAUUUAGAUGCCUUUUCAGCUGUGUUGAAUAACUAUUUCAAAGCAAAAUAUGUGGAACCUGUGCAUUGUCAAGGAAUCGUAUCGUCAAAGAAGAGAAAACACUGGAAACAUAGUUAGAUAUUACUCAAUGUUAUUUAGUGUGUGUGCCUAGUCCACAAUUUUUGAUAGAAUUGUGCGUUUACUCUCAAAAUAAGCACAUGAAAUAUGAAAAAGUACAACGACUAUUGUUAGUAUUACGUCAAGGAAUCGAUGGGUUCUCCAAAUCUCUUAUGGGUCGAUUCAAACAUCCAAUAUACUACUUUUGUCGCUGGAUAAGAAAAGAACAAGAAGUGCCA